AUUUCUUUACCCGCUACUCGCCUUGCGUAUGCGUAUCUUUGUCUAUAUGCGUGUGUGCUGUGUUUUGCGUAGUUAUUCGCUGGUGUCGCUACUGUUGAUGUUUUUAUGUGGUGUUCUAAUGGGUUUUUGAAGUGUCUUUUUUUGUUAUUGCUGUUAUCGUGACCGCCGGUGCUGCUGCUGCUACCGCUACCACUAUCAUCGUUCUCGCAGACACCACAGAGAACAGGAGUCAUAGAGGGUGCUGUUGUUGCUUGUAUUGGUGAUGCUGGCGCCUGCGGUGGUGAGUUGGGUCGAGUCGGAUCAGCAGUGUUAGUCAAAUAGUAAGUUGACUGGCAGCGAUCGCGGUGAUUCGUCGCCGUGGUUCUUUUCGGUCACAACGUGUGGGGUACAAAGUGCGCUCGGUGUUUAUGCUAAUGUUGUGCCCGUUUGUAACGCGGGGGUGUUGACCAUGCUGCUCCUGCUGUUGUUGUUGGUUAGCUUGUUUGCGCCGUAGCAACAGCCGUCGUUGCUGUAUUAGCAGGACGAACACGCCAGCAUUUCACCGCACCAAUCAGCCUGCGACUGGCUUACACAAGAAGCAGAAGCAGCCAGCUGUACCUACAGGAUUGUGGUGGCGCGUAGUUGUGCGGAUAUUUGCUGAGUUUUUUGCUCGCACUCAUGAACGCCGGUAGCAGCCCUCAUUUAUCGAAGCCACUGGUUACAGAUCCGGAAGAAGUUAAGCCGCCGCUGCUAAGACCGUCCGUUUCGAAACGAUAAUCGCCGAAAAAGAAAGGUCGAGUUGUGUGUGUUUGGAGUGUCGUCGUGUCUGAGCAUGCGUGCGUAUGUGUGUGCUUCUACGAGAGACCGGCAUACUGCUCUUUCUGGUUGCGUACUCAUUAGCCCAUUCAACCAAUAGUGCUCACUAGACCCUUCCGCUAGUUUGUGUUAACGUCCCCCUGUUGACAUUCUAGUAAUACUGGUGUAGCAAGGCAGAUUCAUUUGUCAAUCUGAGUGACGAGAGAGGCGGUAGCAGAAAGGAACGAUACCUGGUGAAGACUCACAACGGAGCAAACCGAGAGUCGUUGUGCGUAAAAGGCGCCUGCCACCGAGGUACACCAUAUGAUACGGCUGGUUGUGGCAAGCUAGGCGGUUAUCUCGCACCUUAGACCCUCUCCUAUACUGAAGUCCGUUUUCUCUGGCAGUGGAACUGCAGCGACUGAGUGCACCAACUGCAGGUAGCUACCCUCGCCUUGAAUACCACUGAGUAUUGGUGUGGCGGUCGGUGCCGUUGAUUGCGUAAUAUCUAUCUGUCUAUCGUCACUACGCUGCGAUUGCUCUUCAUUGUGCUGCCCCUUCUCUUACUAGUCCUGUGGGAAAAGGAGUAAAGAAGUGGGACAGCAGGACAUCAUAGCCCACUAACCUAAUACCCUAACAUAUGUAGACGAUGUUACAGACCGUCAAUACACUCGCACAGUCACCGGUCAAGGUUUUUGCAACUUCGCAGUUCGGGUCGCCCAUUCAGUUACUCAGCCACAACACGGCAGCGUGUUGCCUUGCUGUACUCUUACACAUCCACCUGAAACGCGUGGGUGUCUGUGCUUGUGCUCAAAUCGAAGCUGCCCUGUUGUUAUUGGAGGACGCACGUUGUCUGACUCUGUCUCCUCUACGACUCACUGGAAAUCGUUUCUGGGAGAGUCUGUAGGUUUCCUUUCAAACUUCCGCAGACCCCUGUGCCUCCAUCAUUAUAAUAGUAAUAAGAAUAUGAAGAAGAACUAAACAAGAAGGCGUGUUCGCUUUACUGCUGCUGCAUUAUUUGUGCUAGACCAAGGCGUUUAUCUUAGCAAGUGCCUGCAGUGUGUCCUAAUAUUGCUUAAGUUGUUUCGCAAGACCGCCGUUACUGCAACUUCUGCAAACGCCACCGGAGUUACACCGUCUGUCAUCACAGCAGUGUCGUUACUAGGUUUUUGUCCUGCGUUUGACCUUUUACUGCGCAUGCUUUUGUAGCCAUCGUAUGAAUGUUUAUUGUGUGAAGCUGUGCGGCGAGGUUCGUACACGUUGAAUACGUGAACACUGCACCAGUUCAGCGAAAUUCUAGAUUGAUCUUAGACAGUGCAAGAUGAGUCUCAAACAUUUAGCAUCGGCAUACGACAGCAGUGGCCACUCCUCAUCGGAAGGUUCCAAUUCGUCAAAUUCAGCCCACGCCUCAAUGGAGCUAGCGCCAGUCCGCUUACCUCCGUCGCCACCGGCGGCGAAACGCGCCAAACUCGAAGUUCCAGCUGAAAUCGCCGACAUGUUCGCCACGUCUGGCACCGGCUCGAAGUGGAUGGACGACCCGGCGAUGCAUGGCGGUCGGCAACGUUCAUUCGAUCACGAACAGGGCAUCUGGGCGUCGCUGUUCUACGUUUACGCAUGCGACGAAGAGUGCAUUAAAGACCUCCAGCAAAUAGCCGAGGCCGGGGCACCGUUCCUCUUGCCUAUCGGCAAGUCCCAACCACAUAUCUCAUUGUCGCGAACUCUCAAAUGCCGUUUCCAAUGGAUCAAGCCGUUGUACACUCACAUACGACAGGGUGUGUACGCACAUAAGCCCUUCCUCGUAUCGUUUAAUCGUUUCGCAAUUUACGAAAACGAUGAGCGGACAACGGUAUUUCUGGCUGUCGAUGUUGAUCUUGGCCAAAAUGAACUGGUUGAACUCACCAAACGGGUGAACCUUUCACUCGAUCUGUUCCGCUUGCCGAAUUACUACACAAAUCCUAAGUUUCAUAUCAGUUUAGCGUGGGCGCCGAUUAGCCGGAAGACAGAUCUUCAAAAUGUGCUACCAACUUUACAACGUGAACUCGAUGAGUAUUGUACAUCCGUUGAGCUGGCAGGCGUUGUAGACAGGUUGUGUUUUCGUGCGGGACAUAAACUGUUCGAAGUACCACUAGGCUUUGAAAUACCGAAUAUGGUAUACAAUACCACUGGCGUCACCCCACCUGUGACCCUAGCUAAGUAAUAUAUGGCAAUGUGUAUCCAUUACCAUUGCAUAACAUAUGUAUAUUAGAACAAGAUGUGCAGCAUAUACGAUACUGCUAUAGACAUCUAUAAGUUUAAUAAUACAGCCACAUAUUUGAAAGUCAAAAUAAGAAAAAGCAGCAAUUUAAGUACAUAAAAAUGUACAUUCUAUGUUGGCUUUGUAGUUGAGCUUAACCGAAUUCGCAUGCAUGGAUGCCAUAUGUUGGCGAACUAAUAUUAUUAUAUUCCAUAUUAUUAUGAGCGAAGUCCGAUAAUAUACGCCAACAUCAUAUACACACACACACACAUUUUGAAUGAUAUCAGCACGAGCAGCCAUAACUCAAGAUCCUUGCAGGUAGUGACGACGGAGGCAGUCUUUAAAGGUAAAGAAAGCGAGAUCAGUUGUCUGAUCGAUAAUAGAUCGAACGACUGCCUUCCAAUUGAAGGAUUGUAAAAAUACAAACCAGCAUAAAAUACAGUAGAUACGUUAAUAAUAACAUUAUUCCUGAUAGGUGGAAAUUAAAUGAGACGUGCGUUGGUCACUCAGAUCCAUCGCGUCAUCUAGGGCAUGAGUUCAGAUGGCCGAGUCCUACUAAGAUCUGAUCAUCGAAACCAAUGCUAGAUGUCUCCGAUUAACAGUAGAUUCAUGUCUAGCUUUUAGGGGCUUAUCACUGUCACCCUUGCUACUUAACUUCAUGUUACACUACAGCUAAUAGUCCUCUAUAAGAAAACUAUGAUAACAAAAAAAUAACUAUAGUGUGAAUAUAUAUAUAUAUAUAUAUAUACACAUAAUUUUUUUGUGGUGCAUGCUAAAAUCAUUGUACGAGCUGACUCUAAGGUGUGCGAUAGGUGACGAUUAGAGACUGAUUCAUGAUGUUAGACAUGUGUAUUUACAUUUUUAUAGGUCCUCGUAACGCUGCCCUGAGAUGAAUACUUUAUAACAGUAACAGGUGUGGUCUACUAUAUAACAGUAGCGAUAAGAAUAUCGUACUAAAUAAUGCGAAUGUUGUAGAGAGAAGUGUAACUUAAGAAUCUGAACCGAUGCCGACUACGACGGAAAAAUGCUGUGGUCGAUAGCAACGAUCGACGAUCAAGUCACAUCGAUAGUUCUGUGCGCGUAUUUCCUUACAUCAUCAUUUUCGUCUAUCAUCAAGAUCAUCAUCUCGUAUUUGUGCGUAACCUUAUUGUAACGUUAUUCGUCAUAGAUAUGCGUUAUUACGUUUCUCUAAUAACUAAUAACCUAUGUCGAAAAUAAACAUCCAAUACAUUGUGUAAAGGACGAUAACUAGAGAGCUAAUAAGGCGUAACAAGCGAGGAAAGAAAGGAACAGAGAUAGAGGAAGAGAGAAGAAAAAGAAUAAAGCCGUGGCAUUUCACAUGUGCUUGUAUGCGUGGAGGGUGUUAUAUCACAAGCAAGCUUUGUCGAUAUUGCUUUCAUUUUGAACACAUCAUCGUGCGCUGCUAGUUCGAGACCGUUCGUCCUGAGAAUAAUAUAAACCAGUGGAAACAAUGACGGCAGGGUCGUCUCGACUGCAGGAUAAUAUCACUACUGAUACGAUACGUGCUCAAAGCUGGGCAACACUGUCCUACAGCUCGCAAAAUUGACGCACAGAAAAAAGGUUCUCCAUUUUCAAAAGUCGAAGGGUUGAAAGGUUCCCCGUUGAGCGUCCGUUUCGAUCGUCCGGUACAGUAGCGCGGCCAGUCGAUAUGGAGAAACUGUGAUGACAGUAAAAGGACUAAUGUAGCUGAAUGUGACAUAGGGAACUGGACUACAUGAGCAUAGGUUGGAUUUACGGAAGAUAAUAGGGACGUAGAUAUCAGUAUUGCUGUCCUUAUCAUCGGCACGGUACAUAUAGAGAUAUAUACUAUUUCAAGUAUAAUACGAAGGAAUGAAUCAAGCGGUGCAUGUCCCGGGAAGUGCGUGAUAUGGAUAAUAAUUGAGAAUGCAUACAGUGUUAACGAAUUCAAGCUGAUCAACGGGAGGUAGAAGAUCCGAGACGGAAAGUGUAUUGGUUCGCAUGCAGAUGUAUUUUUCUGUCAACGUUAGAACGAACGAUUCUGGCGAAUUAUAAUAUCUGUACAUAGGUGCAACUCCUCGGUUGAGGCUAUGGCUCCGUUUUUUUUAUAGUAUUUUGACGUCAUUGGCGUAAUUGACUGAUUAGAAGGAAUUGUUUAUUAGCUAGUGACGUCGACAAUAAGCUUCUGCGAUUAUGUCUGAUGUAUAACACUGUGAGACUACCGGAUGAUGAACAACCAUAACGCAUGUAUCUUUGUAAUGUUUCUACUAAAACUGAAGAGCGAUUUGAAACGAUUGAAUUAUGUCAGCUCUAGUUGAUUAAUUGGCUCAUUGCUUAAAUGGUAGUUUGUGUGCAUGUGUAUAAAAUGAAUAAAUGGAAGACCACUACGUCUCAGAGCGGUUGUCAAAACAUGAAUAACGAUUGUGGAUAACAAAUAAGCUGACCGAUGAUAUAUUGAUUGUGUCUUUAAACUAAGUACAUUUCGAAAUGGUAUACUUUGAGAGGGUAUUAGCAAAGCCAACACGACGAGAAGCCAAACAUUGAGGUGCUAAAAUGAAAAUAGAGGCAGUGAAACGGAUACGUUAUACGCAUCGAAAAGAAACCCGACGCAGAAAGCCCUUAUAUUAUAAAAAAUAGACAAAUUUGUGUUAGUUUCUUGGCUAAAUAUGGAUCCUGAUGGCUGCAGAGGUGAUGUUCUAUCCCCUGUUUCUGUUUAAUAAUAGGCAUUACUUGAACAAAGUAAAACGUGGCAUGUAAUGUUUUAUUAUCAAAGUAUUUGAUUUGGAAUGCUUGCCGCAAAGACUCUGCUUGAUGUGGGUCACAAGAAGGUCCACCUUCCACCAUAAAAAGAACCGUAAUCAAGUUUUAACUCAUUAGAGACACUGCCCUAUCAACCCACAGCAUAUCUCAACCGAAAAAACUUGACAUUUUUGUCCAGGUUAUACCCUGGGCAACUAGACAGCAGAGCUUACCACUACUUCUUCACCUUGACAAUUGUUAUUGAUCGUUCCGACAAAGAAGCGUCUAUUUGCGGACACAGAUAUUGAUGAAAGAAUGUGCAAAAGUACGUGCAAAUGUGGAGGAGUCAUUUCGCUUGCAUCGGGGCGAGGUGCUGUUUUGGCAGAGCCGAGCUUGGAAUAGUGAGAGUUUGGGAAAAUGCGGAAAGCCCACAACGGGGACUUGCCGGGGCUAAAUGAUGGCUAGGUUAUCGCUAGAGUUGUGUGAAUAGAAAAAGCUGUGUACGUUAAAUAUGAUCUCAAUAGAAGUCAAUAUGAAGGCGGUUGGGACGGCUUCGAAAUAAACGAAAAAAUAAAUUUGUUUCAACGACUACUCAUUAGGUCAUUGAGUUGAUGCUAUGGCAUCCAAGAAAGCUGUCAUUGCCAUUUUGCAUUCUGAAUAAAAGGGUUGAAGUUGUCUAUGUAAGGUUUUUAACUUUAUUGAUUAGAAUCUGCCACAUUACAGUACACAGAAUAAAAAAUGUAAUUAAAAUUCAAUUCGUAUUUCCCAAACAGAACACGUCUAGCUUUACAUCUCGUUAGAUUACGAAACUUAUUUUUAAAUGCAGCAUCUAUACCAAUAUGUUGAGCCGGUGAAGAUAGUUUUGUUUGCAACAAGUUAAUCGGUAUCACACUGGCAAAUACAUUCAAAUACAUUACUAGAUGCAAAUAUAUGUAUAAUGUGUAUACAUAGUAUCCAUGUAAUUUUAUUAGCAGCAAAAACGCAGUUACAAAGAUCAUAAAUGAUCUAAAUGCGCUGAGCAUCGUUGUAUUAGCUAGUUUUUUGAAGCCGCUCCCAAUCCACUAAACUGAUAUUACAACAACUACUAAGUACUAAAAGAUGAACACAAAAUAUAAAGCUACAAUUUAACAAGAAACAACGAAGUAAUACUAUAGUAUUUACAUAUGAGGUUAUUUUUUACUAAAAUCAAAUUGUACGUCAUUGUUACUCCUCAGUGAAUGGUAAAGGUGUCGGCUAUUUAUGUACAAAAGAUAAUUUAAUAGCAACGAAAUAAAUAAAUGCCAUAUUACCAUGAUCGUAAUCAGGUAGUUAAAUUAUUUUAAUUAGUCUCAUAAACGCAGCCUCCGGGUGGAAAUAUCACAUAUAUGACUGAUUAGAUUAAGAGACAUAAAUACAUUUAAAGUUGAAUAGAACGAUUAUGUAUGUAUAUAUUCUAUAUAUGAGAAAUCAUACAAAUUCAAAUCUUCAUUUGGAUAAAAAAGCAACAUCUGCAUAAAAAGUAGCAACUUCAUCAAAGAGACUUCACCGUGAUGGUGGAUGUUGAGAAUGGAUAUUGAUUAACUGAAACGGGAAGAAAAAUGAAAUCCAUAAGGAUAAUAAAAUCUAAAAUAAAAUUGAAAACAUGAACAAAAACGAUAAAAGAAUAAUGAGAAAAGGAGAAACCA
Messenger RNA from Varroa destructor (honeybee mite), 7389 nucleotides. RefSeq names its product U6 snRNA phosphodiesterase 1. Gene Ontology annotation, molecular function: 3'-5'-RNA exonuclease activity. Gene Ontology annotation, cellular component: nucleus. Gene Ontology annotation, biological process: U6 snRNA 3'-end processing. The record is from RefSeq and is a predicted model, not a curated record. NCBI's taxonomy places the organism in Eukaryota, Metazoa, Arthropoda, Arachnida, Mesostigmata, Varroidae.